Messenger RNA from Stomoxys calcitrans (stable fly), 3413 nucleotides. It is a transcript of the gene Opa1, whose product is annotated as dynamin-like 120 kDa protein, mitochondrial. Gene Ontology annotation, cellular component: microtubule; cytoplasm; mitochondrial membrane. The record is from RefSeq and is a predicted model, not a curated record. NCBI's taxonomy places the organism in Eukaryota, Metazoa, Arthropoda, Insecta, Diptera, Muscidae. The coding region runs from base 152 to 3088 and encodes 978 amino acids. Gene Ontology annotation, biological process: mitochondrial fusion. Gene Ontology annotation, molecular function: microtubule binding; GTP binding; GTPase activity. The transcript is spliced from 16 exons.
UCUCAUGUCAUCAUCAGCCUGUCGCCGCUCUUGGAAAGGAAAAUAAUUUUUCACUUUUAUUUUUCCUAAAAUCCAUCGUGUUGCUCCAAAAAUUCCAGACCGGAAUUGUAGGGAAUAAAGAGAGGAAGGUCUGAAAAAUCAAAAAAACAACAUGCUUAGGGUCACAAAACAUAUCGCGCAACGCGAUGCAACCAAACGGGUGACGUAUCUGUGCCAUAAAAUUGUGGUUUCUUCCAACUCAAACUAUUCCACAUUGAAUCAUCGUUUCGGUGGUGGCAGUUAUCAUCGGCAACAACAGCAUGGUAGUAAUGGUCAAGGCAGCGGCGGCCAACACUUUCGUAGCGAUUUUCUAGCGCCGCAUGGUCCUAAGGCCUGGACCAUACCACCAAAUCGUGGUUACGGCAUGGUUGUUGUCCGUAUACUGCGUGGUGCUUUGAAGCUACGCUAUUUGCUAUUAGGUGGUGCUAUUGGUGGUGGCAUGACUCUAAAUAAGAAAUAUGAGGACUGGAAAGAUGGUCUGCCCGAUCUAAAGUGGCUGGAGGAAGCCUUGCCUCAGGGUGAAAAAUGGAGUCAAUUUUCGAAAACUUUAAUGGAAAUUGGCGGUGCUGUUAAGGAUGUCAUCGAAAUUGAUCCCCGCCUGAAACAACUCGGAGAGGACAAGGUAAACGAGUGGAGACAAUGGUUUGAUAAUCGUUUGGAUGAUGCCAUCGAAGCAGCGGAUUAUCAAGGGGUGGCAAUAGUCGAAUCCAAAGAUGAUAUUAAAUCUAAGACUACAGUUGCUGCGUUGAGUUUAUCGCAAGAUGAAAGCCGCAAAAAAUAUGAUAACCUCCAAUCACAGGUUGAGACCUUACAAACAGAAAUCAUGAAUGUCCAAAUAAAAUAUCAAAAGGAAUUGGAAAAAAUGGAAAAGGAGAAUCGAGAAUUGCGUCAACAAUUUCUAAUACUCAAACAGAAUAAGAAAACUAGCACAAAGAAAAUUAAAAAAUCACUCAUUGAUAUGUAUUCCGAAGUGCUGGAUGAGCUAUCAGGCUAUGACACCAGCUAUUCCAUGGCCGAUCAUUUGCCUCGCGUUGUAGUGGUAGGUGACCAAAGUAGUGGUAAAACUUCAGUGUUGGAAUCAAUCGCCAAGGCAAGAAUUUUCCCAAGGGGAAGUGGUGAAAUGAUGACUAGAGCCCCAGUUAAGGUGACCCUAGCUGAAGGCCCCUAUCAUGUGGCGCAAUUUCGAGAUUCUGAUCGUGAAUAUGAUUUAACCAAGGAAUCUGAUUUAUCAGAGCUGCGUAGAGAAGUGGAAUUUCGUAUGAGAGCCUCAGUGCGAGGCGGCAAGACUGUGAGCAAUGAAGUCAUAUCGAUGACUGUUAAAGGUCCAGGAUUGCAGCGGAUGGUUUUGGUGGAUUUACCUGGCAUUAUAUCGACAAUGACUGUGGAUAUGGCCUCGGAUACCAAAGAUUCUAUACACCAAAUGACCAAACAUUAUAUGAGUAAUCCAAAUGCCAUUAUUUUGUGCAUACAAGAUGGCUCUGUGGAUGCCGAACGCAGUAAUGUAACCGAUUUAGUAAUGCAAUGUGAUCCCUUGGGACGUCGCACCAUCUUCGUACUUACAAAAGUGGAUUUAGCCGAAGAACUGGCAGAUCCAGACAGAAUUCGUAAAAUUCUCUCUGGCAAAUUGUUCCCCAUGAAAGCUUUGGGUUAUUAUGCUGUGGUCACUGGUCGUGGACGCAAAGAUGAUAGCAUAGAUGCUAUAAGGCAAUAUGAAGAGGAUUUCUUUAAAAAUUCCAAAUUAUUCCACAGACGCCGUGGCGUCAUCAUGCCCCAUCAGGUAACCAGCCGUAAUCUAAGUCUGGCCGUAUCCGAUCGUUUUUGGAAAAUGGUAAGAGAAACUAUUGAACAACAGGCGGAUGCUUUUAAGGCGACCCGUUUCAAUUUGGAAACGGAAUGGAAGAACAAUUUCCCCAGACUACGUGAAUCUGGCCGCGACGAACUUUUUGAUAAAGCCAAGGGUGAAAUUCUCGAUGAAGUUGUAACUCUAUCACAAAUAUCGGCCAAAAAAUGGGAAGAGGCUCUUAACGAUAGCCUAUGGGAUAAAUUGUCGAACUAUGUUUUCGAGAAUAUUUAUCUGCCCGCUGCUCAGUCAGGUUCUCAAAAUUCCUUUAAUACCAUGGUGGACAUUAAAUUAAGACAAUGGGCUGAACAAGCUUUGCCAGCCAAAUCUGUGGAAGCUGGCUGGGAAACUUUACAAAAAGAAUUCAUAGCACUCAUGGAAAAGGCGAAAAAGUCUCCCGAUCAUGAUAAUAUAUUUGAUAAUCUUAAAGCUGCCGUAGUCGAUGAAUCCAUACGCAGGCAUACAUGGGAAGACAAAGCCAUCGAUAUGUUGAGAGUUAUACAAUUGAAUACCCUUGAGGAUCGUUUUGUCCAUGAUAAAAGUGAAUGGGACCAGGCUGUGAAAUUCUUGGAAACAUCAGUUAAAGCGAAAUUGGCCCAAACUGAAGAAACUUUAAAUGAAAUGUUUGGACCUGGCCAAUUCACUCGUUUGACACAUUGGAAAUCUCUGACAGAGGAUCAAAACAAAAGACGUCAUGUGAAAACAGAAUUGGAUAAAAUACUUAGGAAUGAUGAUAAACAUAUACCCACUUUGUCCUAUGAUGAGCUAACAACAGUACGUAAAAAUCUUCAAAGAGAAAAUAUCGAGGUAGACACUGAUUAUAUUAGACAAACAUGGUUCCCUGUCUACAGAAGACAUUUCCUAAAACAAGCUUUACAUAGAGCAAGUGAUUGCCGUAAGGCCUACUACCUUUACAGCCAACAAGGAGCUGAGUGUGACAUAAAUUGCAAUGAUGUGGUUCUCUUUUGGCGUAUUCAACAAGUCAUACGGGUGACAGCUAAUGCACUGCGACAACAGGUUAUUAAUCGUGAAGCCCGAAGACUGGACAAAGAAAUCAAAGAAGUUCUAGACGAGUUUAGUGAAGAUGAAGAAAAGAAAUCCCAUUUGCUUACAGGCAAGAGGGUAACAUUAGCAGAAGAAUUAAUUAAAGUAAGACAGAUCCAAGAAAAAUUGGAAGAGUUUAUAAAUUCAUUGAACCAAGAAAAGUAGAAACAUCGGCAUAAAUCAACCAUUCUCUCUUCAUAAACAAACCAACAAAAAGAAAACAAUUAAUCAAAGAUCUUUUGUUUUUUAUUAAUAAGUCAUUAAAUUAGUGUCUAGUCCUGAUCUUUAUAUAGUUUUGUAUUUAAACUAUUUAUAUACUACAUACAUCCACCACUUACUUACCUAAAUCUGUGUUGAGUUUUCUUUUGUUCAUGACUCGACGAUUGACUUGCAUUCUGUUUUUCAAGCCUAUUGUAUUUUUGUUUAUUUUAUUUUUAAGCUUUUGAACUCGUUAGAAUAAAGAUAUUCGUAAUGAAAACUUUUAAAAGUA